AUAUUAGAAAAAAAAAAAAAAUCACAAAAAACCCAUUGCAAACACCGACAUAGGAGAUAAAGGCUGAACAUGUAAACAGAUCAUUAUUGACGCAAUAAUUGGUCGAGUGAUGGACAACGUUACAAUGUCAAACUCUCGUGGAAACCCUAUUGCAGCCGAAGAAAUGGAGGGUAUCUGUGUAAUGCCAGACCUUGGUGCUAUUAAGACGGAGGAUCCUGGAGUUAACGAGGAGGCAGGGGGUCAAAAUGUGGCCAUGGGGAUCAAAUUCAUCUUGCCCAAUAGGUUUGAUAUGAACGUGUGCUCAAGAUUUGUAAAGUCAUUAAACGAGGAAGACAGCAAAAACAUUCAGGAUCAAGUAAACUCUGAUCUGGAGGUGGCAUCUGUUUUAUUUAAAGCCGAGUGCAAUAUCCAGACCUCACCAUCUCCUGGAAUACAAGUUCGCCAUGUUUACACCCCGUCCACAACCAAACAUUUUUCUCCCAUCAAACAAUCAACCACUCUCACCAACAAGCACCGCGGGAACGAGGUGUCUUCCACACCCCUUCUCGUGCAUUCAUUAUCCAUUCAUCAGCUUGCAGCCCAAGGGGAAAUGGUGUACUUGGCUAGUAGAAUUGAACAAGAAAAUGUAAUUAAUCUUCAAGAUGAGGAAGGCUUUACCCCCUUGAUGUGGGCAGCUGCUCAUGGACAGAUUGCUGUGGUAGAAUUUCUGCUUCAAAAUGGAGCAGACCCUAAUCUUCUAGCUAAAGGAAGAGAAAGUGCUUUGUCUUUGGCCUGCAGUAAAGGAUACACCGAUAUUGUGAAGAUGCUCAUUGACUGUGGGGUUGAUGUCAAUGAAUAUGACUGGAAUGGAGGAGCCCCUCUCCUGUAUGCAGUUCAUGGAAACCAUGUUCGUUGUGUGGAAAUCCUUCUAGAAAGUGGAGCUGAUCCUACUGUUGAGUCUGACUCUGGCUUCAAUGCUAUGGACAUGGCAGUGGCUAUGGGCCAUCGUAAUGUUCAACAGGCAAUGGAAGCUCAUUUAUUAAAGCUACUAAUGGGAAUCAGAGAAUGAAGAAUCAUCUCCUGAGAAUGUGCAAUCAUGUAGCCAAAUUCAUCUGUUUACACUUGAGUGUUUUUUAACAGUGAGAGCUAGUGUUUCCUAGUGAAAAAAAAUGCAUGUUUACUGCUAUUUUAUGUAUUUAAUUUAUUUCAAGUAAUGUUUACAGUUGUGAUAAAGUAUCCCUGUGUGUUUUUUGUACCUGUGUGUACUUUGUGCUUGUAUUCUUAAAAUGUUUAGAUUUCAAAUUGACCCAAAAUCUCCGCAGCUACUACAUAAAAUAGUGUAUCCAGUAAAUAAUAGAUCCUUGGCAGACAGUAGCAAAGGUUUAUUUUCAGAUAAUGGUUGGAGCGAGGCCACAAAGAAAAGAUUCAGUAACGGAUCAGAUUUACAAUGGAGCAAGUUACGGCAUAAGAGCACAAUAUUACAGGA
Messenger RNA from Periophthalmus magnuspinnatus, 1465 nucleotides. It is a transcript of the gene ankra2, whose product is annotated as ankyrin repeat, family A (RFXANK-like), 2. Lineage: Eukaryota; Metazoa; Chordata; Actinopteri; Gobiiformes; Gobiidae. The record is from RefSeq and is a predicted model, not a curated record. Gene Ontology annotation, cellular component: cytoplasm; nucleus. Gene Ontology annotation, molecular function: protein binding. The coding region runs from base 110 to 1048 and encodes 312 amino acids. The transcript is spliced from 9 exons.